Molecule: messenger RNA, 1119 nt
Organism: Cryptomeria japonica (Japanese cedar)
Lineage: Eukaryota; Viridiplantae; Streptophyta; Pinopsida; Cupressales; Cupressaceae
Product: bidirectional sugar transporter SWEET5
Exons: 6
Coding region: 77-859 (260 amino acids)
Biological process (GO): carbohydrate transport
Cellular component (GO): membrane
Molecular function (GO): sugar transmembrane transporter activity
Source: RefSeq, a predicted model, not a curated record
AUCUCUUGUGCCUAUUUCAAUUUGCAUAAGAUUACUUUCUGUUGAGUACUCCAAAGACAGUUUCUUCUUUUGUUCAAUGGCUUUUCUUCUGCAGCUUGUGGUGGGAAUUAUGGGAAAUAUAACUUCACUGGCACUUUUCCUGUCACCUAUGACAACAUUCUGGCGGAUAUACAAGCUUAAGUCUACCCAAGAAUAUUCAGGUCUUCUAUAUGUUUGUACCUUAUUCAACUGUUGUCUUUGGCUACUUUACGGAGCCCCAUUUGUUAAACCCCACAGCACUUUGCUGCUCACGAUCAAUGGUGCUGGCUUUGCCUUUGAGAUAUUUUAUCUGCUGUCCUUUCUGACAUUUGCCCCCAAGCAGGAGAAGAUAAGAACAGUGCGGUUAGCCAUUGCAAUGAUGUUUGCUUUUGUCAUAGUGGUUGUAGUUACUAUUUAUGUGCUGCACACAUACAAUGUGAGACAGUUACUGGUUGGCACUUUAGGUGUGAUCCUUUCCAUUGUUAUGUAUGCCUCACCAUUAUCUGUCGUGGGAGGUGUUAUCAAAACCAAAAGUGUUAAGUACAUGCCAUUUUUGGUAUCCCUAUUCAGCACUCUAAAUGCACUUGUCUGGUCUGUAUACUCUGUAAUAGCCAAGGAUAUCUUUAUAGCUGUGCCCAAUGGCAUUGGUUUCCUCCUAGGAAUAGCUCAGCUCGUUGUUUACUUCAUUUACAGAAGCCCAGAGCCUGUUUUACCUGUAUCCACUGAACUUCAUAAACUCCCUGAAAUCAAAAAGAUAGAUGACAUAUUUGAUCUGCGUAUCGGUGAAGCGGAGGUGGAAGCCACAAAUGUUGUCAAAGUGGCUGCAGUGAAUCAAGUUUGAUUUUAUUCUCAUUGAUCAGUGACUAACAAGGUCUAUACGGCCUCCUCAGACAAUAACACUCUGUUCAACUGCCUGAGAAUCAGCAUUAGCAGAUAAAGACGAGGAACAUGGCAAAAUAUUAAAUGAACCAGUACCUAUCGGAGAGGGAAAAUAUAGAGAGAGUUUAGCCCUUGGUGGGCUUGAAUUAUAAUCUUUUAGUUCCUAUUUUAAAAAUUAUAACUAUUUCCUUGGGAAUGCAAUUCAAUAUAUUCUUUGAAGUA